AUGCGAGGCGUUUCGGUGCCGCUGCUGGCUCCGGGCGCCGCGUCGGUGUUGGCGGGAGGCGGGCGGUGCCUGGCUCACCGCCUCCUCUUUUUCCUUCUGCCUCGGCGGGCCCGCCGCGCCCUGCCCGCUGAAGGGAAGGCAGUACUGAUCACAGGAAUGUACAAGGGUUUUGGACAUGCCUUCGCAAAACAGCUUCACACAAAGAGAUUUACUGUUUUUGCUGGAUGCUUGCCUCAGGAUGAGAAUGGAGAUGGAGACAGGGAGCUGAAGAACUUGAAGUCAGAUCACAUGAAAGUGCUACAGAUGGAUGUAUGCAGUGGCAAGGAGGUGGCUCAGGCUGUGGAUUUUGUGAAGAGGACACUGACGGAGACAGAGGAAGGUCUGUGGGGUCUAGUGAACAAUGCUGGUGUCUCAGCCUUUGGAGAGGUGGUAUUUGCAAGUUUAGACAACUACAUGAAGGUAGCAGAGAUCAACCUGUAGGGCACUGUGAGGGUGACAAAGGCUCUCCUGCCCCUCAUUUGCAGAGCUAAAGUCCAGGGAGGGUGUCUGAGGCAUGCAGGCAAGCUAGACAGCAGGGUUCAACAUGCUGGGCCGUGUGGUGAAUAUCAUCAAUCUCAGUCUUGCUAUUGGAUUUCCAAAUUUGGGGUGUCAGCCUUUUCUGAGAGCCUGUGGCAGGAGCUGUAUGGCUGGGAUGUCAGAGUCAUCCUCAUCGAGCCCAGUAGCUUCAUGGCAGCCACGGGCAUCCUGACAGCAGACAGUGUUGACAGGCAGGCUGAGGCACUGUGGAGUGGAGCUGGUGACACUGUGCAGGAAGACUAUGGGAGAGAGUAUUUCAGUUGCCAGGUGGCCCUGAUGAAGUCCUUUGUUAACAGUGGCCUGCAGGAAUCUCUGCUCUUGGAUGACAUCACUGAUGCACUCACUUCCCCGUGCCCAAAGAACCAUUACAACCCCAUGAAGCUGUACUGGUGGGUGAGGCUGCAAGCCAUGACUUACCUGCCCACUGCCAUUGCUGACUGGAUUUACAUCCCUGGAGCCACCCUGUAA
This is a messenger RNA of Calypte anna (Anna's hummingbird), 1044 nucleotides long. Its product is annotated as D-beta-hydroxybutyrate dehydrogenase, mitochondrial-like. NCBI's taxonomy places the organism in Eukaryota, Metazoa, Chordata, Aves, Apodiformes, Trochilidae. The record is from RefSeq and is a predicted model, not a curated record.